Molecule: messenger RNA, 820 nt
Organism: Capsella rubella
Lineage: Eukaryota; Viridiplantae; Streptophyta; Magnoliopsida; Brassicales; Brassicaceae
Product: non-specific lipid-transfer protein-like protein At5g64080
Exons: 5
Coding region: 45-662 (205 amino acids)
Source: RefSeq, a predicted model, not a curated record
UCAUAUAACCAUUUCAUUUCUCUACAAAACCCCAAAACAAAAAAAUGAACACCAAAACUUUCCUAGUCUCAGCUUUGAUCUUCUCUCUGCUCACAAAUCCUCCAUUAUCGUCGGUUCUUGCUCAAAUCAGUACCCCAUGUUCACCAGCCAUGCUCUCGAGUGCUUCAGGGUGCAUGAGUUUUCUAACGGGGGGUGGUACUUCUCCUACCUCAGAUUGUUGCGGGGCUCUUAAAUCGUUAACCGGAACCGGUAUGGACUGUUUGUGCCUGAUUGUAACCGCAGGUGUUCCAGUUAAUAUUCCUAUUAACCGAACCCUAGCCAUCUCUCUGCCUCGUGCAUGUGGCAUGCCUGGUGUCCCCGUUCAAUGCAAAGCUACAGCAGCACCUCUCCCUGCUCCAGGGCCUGUGUCUUUCGGUCCGACCACUUCUUCUACAGACUCGCAAGCUCCUGAUUCUGAAGGUCCUCCUACUUUUUUCGCCCCGACCACUUCUCCGACAACUUCGCUCAAUCCUAAUGACCAGGAACUUCCAAGAUCCGACGACAGAGGAGACCGGACAGGUUUAACUCCGCCUCCGUCAGCCUCGUUGCCUUCCACUUCGCUCUCUCUCAAGCUUUCGCUUCUUCUAUUUGCUUUCGCCUUUGAGGUUAUCAAAUUCUUCUAAUUAGAGAGCAAUUCUAUAUCACAAGAUAGUUAUUUACUGUCCUUUUUAUAUUUUACCUGAUUCUGUUUAGAAUAGUAAUGUAUCGAAGUUUUUGUUGUAUUUGGUGUACUGUGUACCAGCUGUAUUUAAUAGUCCUAUUAAUAAAACAGUUUUCAUAA